AAAACAAUGCACCUGAAGCAGCUCUUCUUUCUCGGAAGCCUCACACUCGCGUCCCCGUCCCCCACAAUCGACCUCGGAUACGCGAAAUACCGCGGCGCCGUCGACCCGCACACGAACAUCACGUCCUUCUUGGGCGUGCGGUACGCUGCGGCGCCGACCGGUGCUGCCCGGUUCCGCGCGCCGAGACCGCCGGAGACGGCCCGCGGCGUGCAGGAUGCGACAAAGCAGCCCGCACAGUGCUGGCAGGUCGACACCGUCGGGACGCUGACGACGAAUCCCCUGCGUGGCGUGCCCAUGGCGCGGGCCGAGCAACAACAUGUGAUACGACAGCGCGAAGUGAGCAACGUGUCGAGCGAGGACUGUCUCUUCCUCAGCGUGUACUACCCAGGCCGGGACACGCCGCCACGCGCCGGCCCGCUGCCGGUCGUCGUCUGGAUCCACGGCGGCGGGUACUACCUCGGGUCAUCGAGCCAGUUCCGCGGGAGCGACCUAAUAAAGGCGGCGGGCGAGGACAUCGUCGUCGUCAUCAUCCAGUAUCGCCUCGCGCUCUUUGGCUUCCUCGCGGGCAGGGAAGUCGGCGCCGGGGGCGACCUGAAUGCCGGGCUGCUCGACCAGCAGUUUGCGCUGCGCUGGGUGCAGAAACACAUAUCGAAAUUUGGCGGCGACCCGGCACGGGUGACGAUAUUCGGCGAAUCUGCGGGCGGCGGCUCGGUCGUGCAACAUAUCGUCGCCGACGGAGGCAACACGAGCCCGCCGUUGUUCAACGCCGCUAUUUCCAGCUCGCCCUUCAUGAUCUCGCAGUAUAGAUACAAUGAGCGAGUUCCACAGUCUGUGUAUAAUGCCGUCGUCGCACGAACAGGAUGUGCUAUGGCUAAAGAUUCAUUGGGUUGCCUGCGCGAGCUUCCAGCGGAAGCACUUCAAGAGGCCAAUGUCUAUCUCAGUGCCAACACCUUCCUCGGCACCUACGCCUUUACCCCGGUCACUGGCGGCUCUCUGAUCCGCGAAAAUCCCAUGGCGGCAUUGAAGAACGGUCGCAUCAACGGGCGCUCGACGCUGGUGUUGGCAAACUCGCACGAAGGGCGGAUCUUCGUUAACACCAGCCUGCCCGUCGCAAGAAGCGUCUCCGCGUAUGCGCUCGAGCUGUACCCGAAUUUGCCUGGGGAGUACAUCCCCCAGAUGGAGGAGGUUUAUCGCGACGUUGGGUCGACGGCGGACAAGAUCAUAGCGCUCUACGGGGAUACGGUCUUCGACUGCCCAGCCUACGCUCUCCUGAACGCCGUCUCCCAAGCGGCCAACACCAAAAAUGCCACAUCCGCGGCGUACAAAGCCGCCCUCGCGAUCCCCCCGGCGAACCACGGCGGCGACCUGCAGUACUACUUCCCGUCGCUCGCGAUCGACGUGCCCGUGCUGGCCUACCCCGAGUUCUUCGCCGACGCGCGCUUCGUGCACGCGCUCGCGGGCGCGCUGCUCGCGUUUGCGGCGCGCGGCGACCCGAAUGACGUCACCGACACGAUCGCGCCGCGGUGGGCGCCGUGGGGCGCGGGAAGGACGGAGAUGGUGUUUAACCGCGACGGCGGGAAGCCGGACGUGCGGCCAGGCAGGACUGAUGGGCGCGUGUUGGAGCGGUGUCGGUUUUGGGAUGGGAUUGGGGAGUUUAUCGGACACUGA
Molecule: messenger RNA, 1668 nt
Organism: Mycena indigotica
Lineage: Eukaryota; Fungi; Basidiomycota; Agaricomycetes; Agaricales; Mycenaceae
Product: Carboxylic ester hydrolase
Exons: 10
Coding region: 7-1668 (553 amino acids)
Source: RefSeq, a predicted model, not a curated record